Salvelinus sp. IW2-2015 is the source of this 2011-nucleotide messenger RNA. NCBI's taxonomy places the organism in Eukaryota, Metazoa, Chordata, Actinopteri, Salmoniformes, Salmonidae. The record is from RefSeq and is a predicted model, not a curated record.
AAUUGUGUAGCGCUAGUGCGCGCAGGAGGGAAGGGUCCAGGAAGAGUUUGGGAAACCCUGUGAGACUAGUGUGCAAUAGGGUUCAAAGGCGCGCAAUAGGGUUCAAAGGCGCGCUUGUUCGACUCUCCUGCGCAUGCUCACUUCAGAUGAGACCGUACUGUCACAGUAUCAGCGGUAAUUCUCUAGGAGACACGCCCCAAAUAAUUUUAUUCUCUCAAUUCAGACAAUUAAACAGUUACCCACAAGUGUCAAGGACGAUACAUAGUAUUUACAAAGACACACAGUAACAUGUCGCGUAAAUGUCAUGUUAGUUUAUUUUCGAUUUUGUCGUUGGAAAAUCAGGAAUCAGUCUUGAGUCCUGUUUUAUCCAGACGAAGAAAGCGCAUGUGAGGUAGUCUAGUCUAGUCAGUGGUGGUACAGUACGAUGUGCAAACUCAAUGAGGAUUUUUAUUUUAUCAAGGCAAUGAUCAUCAACGGACAGUGGAUUGCACUCCUGCUUACCUUUCUAAUAGGCCUAAACACAUUAUUUUGUAAUACCGAAGAGGCAUCUUGCCAUGGAGCUUUUGAUAUUUAUUUCGUUUUAGACAGGUCUGGGAGUGUGCAUGAUAACUGGGGAGAGAUCUAUGAGUUUGUGGAGCAGCUCACCAACCGCUUUGUGAGUCCUAGGAUGAGAGUGUCCUACAUAGUUUUCUCAUCUAGAGCAGAGUUGAUUCUUCCACUAACUGGAGACAGAUAUGAAAUAGAUGAAGGCUUGAAAAAGUUAAGCAAAAUCAGACCGGCUGGUGAAACGUACAUGCACGAAGGCAUGAAGGCGGCAUCAGAGCAGAUGAAGGCCCAGGUCACACGGUCAUCCAGUAUUAUCAUAGCUCUGACUGAUGGGAAACUGGAAGUCUAUCCUUAUGAACUGACUGUAAAGGAGGCAAACACUGCCAGGGAGUUUGGUGCUAGAGUGUACUGUGUUGGUGUGAAAGACUUUGAUGAGAGCCAGCUUGUUGACAUUGCAGACAGCAAAGACCAAGUAUUCCCAGUGCUGGCUGGAUUUCGUGCACUCAAAAGCAUUGUGAAUUCGAUUUUGAAGCAGUCCUGCACAGAAAUAUUCAGGAUAGAGCCCACUAGUGUUUGCGUAAAUGAAUCUUUCAACAUCGUCCUGAGAGGAUAUGACUUCACCCGUGGCAGGAGCCAGGAUGGAGUGAUCUGCGUUCUCACUGUCAACCAGAAGACAUACAAUGAGAGGCCCAGUGUGGUGCAGAAUGGCUAUUUGUUGUGUCCAGCACCAGUGCUGCAUGAAGUCGGACAAUCGAUAGAUGUGCUGAUCAGGUUCGUUGGGGUGAGAAAGGCUCCACAGAGGAAGGUGCACGGCUCGAGAAAGCCAAGAAUGCGGUGGUCACAAUGGUGGAAGAGGAGGUGGAAGAACCUAUCAUUAGAAAACCAAUGCCUCAGAGACCACCCCCUACUUAUCACACCCCAGAACAGUCCAAAUGGUACACGCCCAUCAAGGGGCGUUUUGAUGCGCUGGUGGCGUUACUCAGGCGACAGUAUGAUCGAGUUGCUGUCCUGAGACCAACAGCACAGGACAGGGGGCGCUGUAUGAAUUUCACCCGAGUUCCCAGUCAUUAGGUCAAACAGUAAUCUUUGGACUAUGAGGCUAUGGAGAGAACAGGGCUAUGGACCACAUGCCUAAACAUCAUCAAUGUGCCUCUCUUUGGACUUAUUGUUUGUUUUUAUGUCAGCUUUAUUUAUCCAGGUUUGUCUUUGGAUAAAACAAACGUGUUUGGCAGCAUUCAAUAAUGUUAGCUUGCUUACUUGCUAUACAAUCCUCGUGUCACGGUUUCAUUUAAUGUAAUUUAUGUGUAACCAUAGAUCAAAGAACAUGUGGUAAGAGGAUAACUGUGUUAUUGAGUGCCUUCUUGUGUCUUUUCUUAUCAAGAAUGAAGUGUAUUUUGCUUGUCUUUUUUAUUUAAGCUCUGUUGUUCCAAAUGUGGUGUUGUAAAUAAAUACUUUUUCAAAAUUC